This is a messenger RNA of Trifolium pratense (red clover), 1927 nucleotides long. Its product is annotated as (R)-specific enoyl-CoA hydratase-like. NCBI's taxonomy places the organism in Eukaryota, Viridiplantae, Streptophyta, Magnoliopsida, Fabales, Fabaceae. The record is from RefSeq and is a predicted model, not a curated record. The transcript is spliced from 3 exons. Bases 340 to 837 code for a protein of 165 amino acids.
UAGAGUUGGUAGAAUUUAUUAUUUACUACAAUAUAAGUUCAAGGAGGCCAGUAUCACACUUUCCGACACACUCGUUUAUUGGUUAAAAUUCAUAUGGUCCUACUAAAUCAUGCGAGUUUCAUAUAAAUUUGGCGGGACUAGUGAACUUUAACCAAUAAAACAGUUUGUUGACAAGUGUGUUAGAGAGUCUGUUGCUAGCAUUAUUCUUAUUACUACAAUUACUACUACUAUUUUAUUUGGUUUUCAAUUGUGGGAAUAUUAAGCUAUGCUUAUCUUCAUUUUUAGUUAGUGAGGGGACGGCAUAAGGACAUUGUUUCGUUGAAUUGAGCCUUUGCAAGAAUGCUCUUCAGGAGUUUACAUUCUAGCAAACUUCAGUAUCUGAGUUUGAGGUGUUUUUCAUCUGCAACUUUUCCUCAUGUGCUUAAACCUGGGGAUGUCUUGAAAAAGAGUAGGGUUUUUACUGAGGAAGAUGUACUUGAGUACUCCAAGGUGAGUCAUGAUUCUAAUCCUUUGCAUACCGAUUCGGCUGCUGCUCGAAAUGUUGGAUUUGAAGGUCCACUGGUACAUGGAAUGCUUGUUGCUUCGCUUUUUCCUCAUAUCAUCUCAGCACAUUUUCCUGCAGCUGUGUAUGUAUCUCAAACCUUGAAUUUUAAGUUACCGGUCUAUAUUGGAGAUCAGAUUGUUGGUGAAGUACAAGCAAAUAGUCUAAGAGAAGAUAAAAAUCGAUAUCUUGCAAAGUUUAAGACAAGGUGCUUCAAGAAUGGAGAAAUUCUUGUUAUUGAAGGCGAGGCAUUGGCUUUGUUACCAACCCUUGACUAUAGAGCAGCGGAAGUAUAACGAGCAAUAGAAGCCAAUCACAAUUCCAAACCGUUAAUCAUGAAUGCCUUUUCAUAGAAGCAUUAGGCAUACCAGUAGAAAGUUUUUUCUGAUUCAGAUGAAGUUGAAAUGACUCAUGCUUGAUUGUUUAAUGUCCGCAAUUUUAUCAUGUUUCGCAAUAAUUCACUUUUUCUGUGCAACUCUGAAUCAAGCAAAACCGGUAGUUUCUUGGUCACGACCAGUUAAGGCUAAAGUUCCAUUAAAGAGCUUUUCCACGUGGUAGAACCUCCUCAGGGAAUAUAAGGUUUUCAUGAGGCUGAUCUUGAACCGCCAUCCACGCACGAAUACUGAGACUAGGAUAAACGUGACUAUGAAGCACCAACACCAAAAUCUGACAUGACAUGGACACGCAAUUUGGAUCCUCAGCAGCCCCUUUCUCUGCUGCUCUCUCUGCUGCAUUAUUUCAGGCUUUCAGCCCAUCAGAUUAAUCAAACGACAGUGAUAUAACACAACAAAAUUGCCCCAAUUUUUUUCUAUGUGUCGUCUUCUUCUUCUAUCUUCUUCCAUUCUAUCAUCUUGAUAUUCACACGAAUCUUCACCUUAAUAUUCAGCCCAAUACUCUUUUUCCAAAUCUUACAAUAUUUUCUUCACAACAAUGCCUUUUAUCCAAUUUUAUUCAACAUCUUGAUACUCUGGCUUUUGACUUUCAUUGCCAAUUAAUUGGGAAACUUCAAUAACAUAAAGAACAGAAUACUCAGUCAAGCAGGGGCAACAGAAGAAUAGGCCUAAUACGGUUUAUGUAACUGCAGUAGGCACCGCAGCAGACAAGUUUGCUGCCGAGGAUCCGGAUCGACAGACACGUCGAUACUAUAAAAUAUAGGACACCGGCACCGCUAUAUAUUUAAAUGUCGGACACCAACACGUGACGGACACUGCGGCACGUCUAAUGUAGAGGUGUCCGUGCUUUAUAGAUUAGUGAGAAAGGUUUACCUUUAAUUUCACGGCAAUAUGUUUUCUAAUUUUUGUGUUUGCAAAUGAUUGGCAUGAAACCAAGAAUAUGUUCUCUAAUCAUUCUUUAUUACAUUGCUUUUAAGAUGUAGUCUUAUAAUGU